CUAUAAUGUUCAACGAGCUUUAUUUAUUACAGUUCGUAUUUGUUAAAUAUUAUAUUUCUUGCACAUAUAAGUAUUUGUGUAAAGGAAAUAUUUCUGAAAGGUUGUAACACUCAAUUAUGGAAAUGUAUUUUUUGUGAUUUACAAUAUCGGAAGGAUCGAGUAUUAUUAUUACAAUUAAGUCUAUAAUUAGCUGUUAAUUGCUAUGUGAUAAAUUAAAUAAGUGCAUUUAACCCGAGGAAUACAAUUGUAAAUUAUGGCAUAUUUAUUGAACAAGUAAUAAUAUAAAUAUUCUUGGAUUUUUUUUAUCCAAUAUGACAUAGUUUUUGAAUUUGUGUGAAUACAAGUGUCAUCAAAUGUAAACGGAUUUAUUUCUACAAAGCAGCGUGAUAAAAAUUAAGAAAUUAGAAAAUGAAAAUUUUACUGUUACAAUUAACGAUUUUGUUUUCAAUGUCAACACUGACCAGAAGUUCAAAUCAAGAGAAAAUAGUAGUGAAUGGAAACAAAAAUGUUGUAAUGCAUGAAACAUUUCGGACGCUCUUAGGAUUUUCAGAUUCACCGAAAUACAAAAGUAAAUUGUUACCACAUCCAGGCAAAAUAGAGAAUGAAGCACCUAAAUACAUGAUGGAUUUGUAUGAAAGAUUCAAGAACAACCAAAUAGCAAAAGGACAACUUCUAGGAAACACCGUGCGGAGUAUUCAGGCAGAUAUAGUGGAAUUAAAUGGCGAACCAAUGUUCCUGUUCAAUUUAUCGUCGGUUGUUAGAACAGAAAGGGUACUAAGUGCAGAAAUUCAUUUGUACAAACGUAAGCAAAAAAAGCCGAACCUAUCUAAGAAAUUAGAUAAUAGCAGACGUAAACAGAAGAAAUUGAAUUGGUCAAAACAUCACGAUAUUAACGUUAAAAUGUACGAAAUAGCGCCUCACUAUAUGGCUGAAAAUGGCAAAAUUACAAUGAGAGUCGAAAGUUUUGGUUGGCAAUGGUAUGACGUCACUAAUUCUAUUCUGAGUUGUCUGGCUGCCAGACGGGAUAUUCCGCAUCUGUUUGCUUUGAAUUUUGUCUUAGAGAAAAGGCAUGGAAAAGUUAAACACUUGAAUUUAAGAAAAUUUAUCCGACAACAUUCAAAGCCAUUUCUCAUUAUUUAUUCCAAUGAUACACAAAGCAUAUCUUUAGAUAGUUUUAAAGAAAAUGCACCAGCUGAUGUUGUUUUAGAAACGGGUAAUUUGACACCAACAACAGACCUACCUACUGCAGAAUCUACAUCAGGAAGCGAAAAUGAAAAAAGGAAUAAAACCGAAACACCUUUAGAUUCAAACAGAUCAAAACGUUCCAUAUUUACAAAUGAAAUCCCCGAAGACCCAGCAGAUUAUGAAAAAAUUAACAGACGUUACAAUUUACCUCAGACUCAUCCAAACAUUUUGAAAACAAGGAGUGAAAGUAGAAUAAAAAUAAAAGAUUCUAUGUUGAUUCCAUAUCCAAGCAAAGACAAUAUCCGCAAAAAUAAGCGACGGAAGCAAAGACGGAGGAAGAAUAAAAAAAGGAAAAAUCGUAGAAGGAAUAAGUUAUUUUUCCCCAAAGAAUGGGAUAAUUAUCAUCCUAAUUCUGCUAGUGUAGAAAAUACUGAAAACUUAUGUGGUCGAAAAAAACUAGUGGUGGACUUUGCAGAUAUCGGAUGGGGUGAUUGGAUAAUUUCACCCAAGUCAUUUGAUGCUCAUUACUGCGCAGGCUCAUGUCCAUUUCCUCUGACAAAGAGACUUCGACCAACUAACCACGCAACAAUACAGAGCAUGGUUCAUGCUAUAGGAAUAUACAAGGACGUACCAGCGCCAUGUUGUGUACCAGAUUCCAUGUCGUCCGUAACUCUGUUGUACUUUGAUGAAAGCAGAAACGUUGUGUUAAAAAAUUAUCCAAGUAUGACAGUUAAUUCUUGUGCGUGUCGAUAGAACUGAAAUCGAAUUAAAAUUGUAAAUAUCUCUGUUAGUCCCUUUUUAUGUGUCAAUGUAACAUGCAAGAAGCGGUUUCAUACUGUGGAUUUAAAAAUUCAUUAACUAAAACUAAUUUCGAAUAUUUCGAAAAUUUUGAAACCGGAAAUGUAAUAGCUUCACUUCACUGCCAGCCAAUAGCGGCCAGUAAGUUCAUAUUCCCUUUGAUUGGAUGGAAGUUAAAAAUGAAGUGUUGACGACAUUACAAACAAUGCGUCGAAGGCGUCAGACUUUGUUGAAUGCGCGCACUGUGCGUGAACAAUCUACCUCAUCUAAAGCAUUAAUUAGAUUUAUUUACUGGACACUCGCUUGGGUGAAAAGACUUAUGAAGAGGUAACGAGAUAAAACAUGGCAUUGAAGAUGUUUUUUUUAUUGCGAAAGUGUGUUACGAUGGAAGUAAACGUUUUGUUGACUUUGAAAAAAAAAAGAAUAAAAAAGGACACGGAUGCAAAUUAUAGGAACAUGUUACACAAACUGAUGAAACUGAGGUACCUAAGUGUACACGAUGAGUUAUAUAAAGACGUGUUAUUUACAUGUAAUGUAUGUAUUUCAGGAUGUUUAUUUUAAUGAAUUCCAUAUUCUCAGGUAGAUAUCUCAUUCAUCAAAAACAUGUGGAAUAAUUGUUAUUACUUUACUUAUGAUUGGGAAUUUUUCUACAACUUAAAAAAGAUCUGAGUCAUCCUUUUCUGGUACAUGCCAAUGUUUUGUUACUAUUCCAUCAUUUUUAAACGUUUACAUAAUCAUGAAAUUUUGGAAUCUAAAUAUUGCGGUUUUCAAGAAAAUGUAUGAAUCAUAUGAAUAUUCCAAUUUAGUUUAAUUUUUCUUUCAAUGUAUUUUUUAUUAUUAAAAAAAAAGCAUAAAUGAAAGUCAAGAUAAGUUGGAUAUUUCUUUAAUCUCUUAUCAUCAAAAUCACACAUGAAUUAAGUAGUUUAAUUUGUAGUAUUUAUUGAAAAAUAUGUAUCAAUGUUAUUGUUAAAUUCAUUUGUUGAAAAUGUUAACUCAUUUAAAAUGUUUGUCACAUGUUUAAUCAUUAAUAACAUUAAAUGUCAUUGAUGUUAAAACCUUA
Molecule: messenger RNA, 3043 nt
Organism: Mytilus californianus (California mussel)
Lineage: Eukaryota; Metazoa; Mollusca; Bivalvia; Mytilida; Mytilidae
Product: bone morphogenetic protein 3-like
Exons: 3
Coding region: 409-1938 (509 amino acids)
Biological process (GO): BMP signaling pathway; SMAD protein signal transduction
Cellular component (GO): extracellular region
Molecular function (GO): growth factor activity; cytokine activity
Source: RefSeq, a predicted model, not a curated record